Molecule: messenger RNA, 1767 nt
Organism: Ceutorhynchus assimilis (cabbage seed weevil)
Lineage: Eukaryota; Metazoa; Arthropoda; Insecta; Coleoptera; Curculionidae
Source: the annotation of a GenBank genome assembly
AUGGUGUCAAAACCAAUUUUAGUGUCUUUUGGUUUUGUACUAAUCUUGAUUAAUACUCAUAGAAGUUAUGGAAGAAGCAACUUACAAAAAGAUAUUACAUCAAAAAUUGAGAAUAAUAAUGAGGAGGUGGUUUUAUCUAGAAGGCGUAGAUAUUUACAGUUUCCUGCAGGAAGUUCUUUCCAAUUAGUAUUUUGUUUCACUUAUCCAUCAGUGGGAGUUGGUUCGUAUUUCGUAUUUGGACACACGGCAGCUUUGGCUUUCGAAUUGCCUUCGAUGCCUUUGCACUUUGACGGAAAAGAUUUUCAAAAGAAGGACGAAGAACCUACUGAAGCUGCUACAACUGAAAUGCUGAAAGGUAAGGCUUAUGUCCUGUGCGCCUUUUCAGAUUAUCCAGAACUGAAAUUCACUCAUUUUAACCGUACCGACCAUGAACGAGUAGACCAUGGGUAUUCUCCUUGGAAUUUGCCUAAUAGUAAUAUGCCUAUUAGUUCCUAUAAAAAUGAGUUCAUGGAUUAUGUUAAAACUCCUGUUUAUAGUGCUAGAAGAAGAACAAAUAAUUAUUCCAAUAGUGAUAUUAAUUUGAAAUACCAACAAGCACCUUAUUCACAAAGGUACAAUAUCAAUAAUCAGCAUUCCCAUAUGAAACUUACUUUGGAUCCCAAGUUCUAUUCUAUCCACAGAAGAAGCAGAAGAGAGGUUUACAAAAAAAUCGAAAGUUUUCUCUCUAGGUUAAACCUGGAUGGGAAAGCAUGUCUUCUGAAAGCAAUAUGUGAAACAAGACAAUUGUCAAACGACAAGCAAACAUUUUUUAAAGAAUCCUUCAAAGGCCUAUUUAGAGCAAAACCACAUGAUGAUCAUGAUGAUGAAGAUGAAUACGACGCUGCUUAUAAUCCCAAUCAUAAUUGUGAGGAAAUGUUUAGUGGAUUUUUCGAUUUGGCUUAUCCAUGCCUGGACACUGUGGGUUUUUUUGUUUACGGAAAUACCGCUGGCUUGGCUUGGGAGUUACCGUCAGAGCCUAUUUUCUUGGACGCUAAACAUGGCAAACAUGAACCACCAACCACAACGAUGUUGCCACAUUUAGAACAUCCUGAUGUAGAAUAUGAAGAUUGGCAUUCGCCACAACCAUGGAACGACUUUGGUAAAAUGGAUUAUCAAGUAGCUGACAAACAAAGUUAUAAUCCAAACCACAAUUUACAAUUUGACUCAAUCGAUAGAUCUCCUGUCAGCUCCUAUUAUAACCCUUUCGAUAGUUACAGCCAGAAAUACAGCUCUAAUAAAUAUCCUGUACACUAUGUUAGAAAUAAUCCGCCUAAUGCUGCCAGGAGAUAUUCGUAUAAAGCUAAUCCGAAUGGCUUUUGGAAUAACAGAAGGAGUUUUCAAACUACGCAAAGAUAUAGAGCACCGCAAUAUAAGUCAGAAUCUCCAACAAGGAAUUAUGAUUAUGGAGAUGAUUUGCAUCAUAUUAUUCAUAGAAGAACUAGAAGAGAACUUUAUGGGAAGUUGGAAGAACUAAUUUCAGCGUUGAUCAGAGAUGGAAAAUCUUGCAUUCUAAAGACUAUUUGUCAACUGAACAAGUCUCCAAAAGAAAAAGGAACGUUUUUUGAGGAACUACUCAAAACAAUUUUCAAAGUUAAGCCAGACGAGUUUCACCAAAACGAAGACGACUACGAUCUGGCAGCUAAUUUAAAUCACAACUGUGAAGAAAUGUAUCCAGCGUGUGAAGGAAAUGUGCUAACUAAAAUAAUGAAUGUAGCUCUCAAAAAAUAA